AUGGCGACGACAGCCACACCCCGCCGUCCUCCACCCAACUCCCGCCCUGUCCGAUCGCCCUCCGUGUCGACCACUCCCGCGCUAUCCGGUGUCUUGGCCAAAGGCGCGACAGCCCGAUCGGCGCUCAACCCACGCACGUCCUCGCUCAAGUCGCCAACUCGGACCUCCUUCUCAAGAGGAGGCACCCCGCCAUUGGGCGGCAAUGAUAUGUCUGAGUCACUGAUGCGGGAGACAGAGGAAAAAGAACAGCUGCUGGUACAGCUUCAGAAUAAGGAACAGGCCGUUUCCGAAUUAACAGCGGAAAAUGACCAUCUUUCAUCGGCUCUUAAUGCCGCCGAAGGAAGAUUGGCGGAGCUGUACACCGACCAGGCGAGGCAAGAAGAAGAGAUGGCAACGCGACUGGAGGUGAUGGAGAAGCUGCGCAUACAAGCUCGCGAAUUAGAACGGGAUAAACGUGAACUGCAACGGCGAUACAACGAACAGACAUCUACCUUUGAAGCGGAGCGCCAAGCUUUCUACGACAACGAACAACAUUUGAAAUCGCGCAUACAGUCACUAUCCCAGUCGCUUACCCAGGCACGCAAGCAAGCCCAGACUGCGACGUCGCAGGCGGCGCUCACCGAAGCCGAAUCUGAGACGGAAGUGGAGGAGGAGGUCGCGAUUGAUACCAAGAAACCGGAAGACAAGUCGCAAGACCUGAACGAUCCCGAAGCCGAACCUGCCGAAAUCACGUCCUUGAAACUGGAGCUGUCCACAUUAUCCACAUCCUACGCUUCGUUGCAAGGCACGCUUGGGUUACUGCAGAGCCAGUUGGUCGAUUUGAAGAGGGUCAACCGUGUUCUGCAGGAGGAAAACGAGAGCUACAUGAUCUUACUCCGCGAGAAGACUCUGAAUGGCCAAUUUGACGUCAUGCGCACUGUUGGGACCGAAUCAAGCUCGGACGGUGACGAAGCUGACGACGAUGACGACGAAGACGAGGAACGCACCUCGGCUGAUCACAGCAGCCUACGAAGUACCGGCCGCCACCCGCUUGAACCUGUCGAGGAGCACGAAUAUGAGCACGAAUACGAGCGUGACUUAGCGCAGGAGCUGGAGCGAGCGGAGUCCGACGAAGAAUUGCCGACGAAGAAAUCUACUCGCCACAGAAAGAAGGGCAGCAUAUCCGACCCCGAUAACCAUCAGGGUGAAUCACUCGCAGGUCUUGGUGUCACCGGGCCUGGUUUGGACCUUGCUGCGGAGCUCGGCCGUGCAGAGAAUAAGGACAUCCUUGACGGAAGCAGCGCACCAGCAACGGAUAAUUCCAGUCCUCGCAAGAAGGGUAGAAAGAGCGGCGUGCGCUCGGUUUCCGUGUCCUCUGCUGGCGUCCUUGAAGUAAAGUCGACUGCCAACGAUAUCGACGCUCUCAGAACCGAAGUGAAAUCUCUGAAAGAUGCCAACAAAGCGCUUUCAUUAUACGCGUCGAGAAUCAUUGACCGUAUUAUCGCCCAGGAAGGCUUCGAGCACGUCCUUGCCGUUGACUACGCAGACAAAACUCCAACGUCGCCGACGCCAGGCGCCAGUGGGUUCAGUCAUACUGCUCUUCCGAAGUCGCCGACGGUGCCGGAGAAGAAACCUCGGCCGCAGAGCAUGUUCUUUGGACGACAGGCUUCCAACCCGUCGCCACAACCUACCUCGGAAGAAUCGACAUCUCGGGGUACUUCUCCUCCUCUCGAGAAACCAGCCAUCACCGCUGCACGACAGAAUCGCCGAUCACUGUCCUUUGACUGGCGCAGCUUUUCAGUUUUCGGCGGAGGUGAGAAGAAAUCGGAGCCCCAUAACCCCAACCUGCGGCCUUUGAAGCUUGGGUCUGGGCCUACUGUCACCGGCGCCCGAAAGCUGGACACUCAGGAGGACGAGGAAGACCGGCGGGAACGAGAGCGGCUUGAUGCCACAAUGAAAUUGAUGGGCAUUUCUAAACCCCCUAGCUCGCCACCGCCCAUGAUUAAGAGCGUUUCCUCGCCGAUGGAAACCGGAAGACCCAGCAGCGACGAGGGUCGGCCCUCCCUAGCGUCGAACAGCAGUUCUCCUGCGCCAUCGCGGUGGUCGUUCUUCCGAUCGAGAUCCGGCACCCAAUCCGAGACCUCGUCCUUGCACUCUGCGCCGUCCGGGGCGACAUCACCUAGACCCGGCAACCUGACGCAAGAAGCUCUCGAACAAGCGGAAGCACAGGAAAAGCUUGCGGCGCUUGAUGCGCAUGAGAAAACUCUCAGCGCCGAAUUGGCGAAAGGCGGUAGCGGAGGUUUCACAGAGAUUGCCCCGAGACGCAGCAGAGGCGGACGCCGAAGCGCUGGCGGUAGUGGGAGUGGCAGCACCGUAUGGAGCGCUGGGAUGAGCAGAGACGGGCAUCAUGACGACGACUGACGAUUAUAACGACAACUAAAUAACGGGACGGAACAGGGAACAUGGACGUGGCAGUCUCAUACAGGCGCUUUGCGCAGCCGUCCAGGAUAUGUACGUUCGUCUGCAUAUACUUGUAUAAUUCUUAAUUACCGGAAUACC
This is a messenger RNA of Punctularia strigosozonata HHB-11173 SS5, 2538 nucleotides long. RefSeq lists its product as uncharacterized. Bases 1 to 2400 code for a protein of 799 amino acids. The record is from RefSeq and is a predicted model, not a curated record. The transcript is spliced from 3 exons. NCBI's taxonomy places the organism in Eukaryota, Fungi, Basidiomycota, Agaricomycetes, Corticiales, Punctulariaceae.